Rhipicephalus microplus (southern cattle tick) is the source of this 1101-nucleotide messenger RNA. RefSeq names its product vacuolar protein sorting-associated protein 4B. The record is from RefSeq and is a predicted model, not a curated record. Gene Ontology annotation, biological process: endosomal transport; vacuole organization. Gene Ontology annotation, molecular function: ATP binding; ATP hydrolysis activity. NCBI's taxonomy places the organism in Eukaryota, Metazoa, Arthropoda, Arachnida, Ixodida, Ixodidae.
AUGUCACUGCAGCCUCCACGGGCACGAGGAGCACAAGCAUUUCACACGAGCGGUGUCGUCGUGCUUGGGGAGGCGCAGGUGCGCUGGUCGGACGUCUGCGGCCUGGAGGUGCUGAAGCGUGCUCUCAUGCUCAACGUCGUGUACCCCGUCAAGCACCCGACGCUGUUCGAGAACACCAAGCCGCUCUCGAGUCUCAUGUUGUACGGUCCAACGGGCUGCGGAAAGUCGCACGUCGGCAAAGCGCUGGCGACCGAGUUCAACGACUCGACCUUCUUCUACGUCAUGUGCCAGCACUUCGCCUCCAAGUGCCUCGUCGGAAAUGAGAACCUCACCGUGAGGACCCUGUUCGAGAUGGUCCUCAACCACGCACCAAGCGUGCUUUUCUUAGAUGAGCUUGACGCCCUGAGUGGUACGGGAGUGAGCAGCGAAAGCUCGGGAUUCUUGUACAGAGUCAAGGCUGACUUCCUGAGCCUUCUUGAGGGAAUACUCUUUAAGCAAAAGGUUACCGUCAUUGGAGCCACCAAGUCCCCGUGGGCGGUGGACCCGGCGCUGGCACGCGUGUUUCGAAAGUGGGUUUACGUUCCGCUACCAACGGACGAAACUCGAGAACUUAUGCUGCUCAAUGGACUCAAGGAUGUCCGUCACCAGCUGCUAGAAGCAGACAUGUUCUAUUUGGUGCAGAAGACGGUCGGCUAUACGUGCGAAGAUCUCACGCUGCUUCAGAGAGAGGCCAAGAUGGAGGUGCGACAGAAGCUCAAGUCCGCUACGCAUUUUGUCAAAGUUGAAGGGUACAGGAGGCCCAGCAGUGCAUCGAAGACAGGCGAUUUUCUCACGCCAUGCUCGCCGGUCACUCCAGGAGCGAUCAGAUUGACCUGGAAAGAUAUCCCAAAAGAGGCUCUCUUGGAACCAGAACUCAGUUUGCAAGAUUUCGAGGUGGUUUUGCAGAAGUACCAUGCCUCGGUGACAUCCAGUGAGCUUGACAAACUGGAAGCCUUCAGAACGAACCAGGAGUCAAACAUUCAUACUGUCCUGAGAGUCGACAUGAGAGCUUUCAAUGUAGGUCAUGUGGCUACCGAUGAUGCAGAAGUUGUGAAAGACUAA